AUGUCCAACCUCCCCUCUGAGCCCGAGUUCGAGCAGGCCUACAAGGAGCUUGCCUCGACCCUCGAGAACUCGACUCUCUUUGAGAAGAACCCCGAGUACAAGCGUGCUCUCCAGAUCGCCGCCGUCCCCGAGCGCGUCAUCCAGUUCCGUGUCGUCUGGGAGAACGACAAGAACGAGGUCCAGGUCAACCGUGGUUACCGUGUGCAAUACAACUCUGCCCUCGGUCCUUACAAGGGUGGUCUCCGCCUUCACCCUACCGUCAACCUUUCCAUUCUCAAGUUCCUGGGUUUCGAGCAAAUCUUCAAGAAUGCUCUUACUGGCCUGAACAUGGGUGGUGGUAAGGGUGGUGCCGACUUUGACCCCAAGGGCAAGUCUGACAACGAGAUCCGUCGCUUCUGCUACGCCUUCAUGAAGGAGUUGAGCAGACACAUUGGUGCCGACACUGAUGUUCCCGCCGGUGACAUUGGUGUUGGUGGUCGUGAGGUCGGUUACAUGUUUGGUGCCUACAAGUCGAUCCGCAACCAGUGGGAGGGCAUUCUCACUGGCAAGGGCGGCAGCUGGGGUGGUUCCCUGAUCCGUCCCGAGGCCACCGGCUACGGUCUCGUCUACUACGUCGAGCACAUGAUUCAGUAUGCCUCUGGCGGCAAGGAGUCCUUCUCCGGCAAGAAGGUCGCCAUUUCCGGUUCCGGUAACGUCGCUCAGUACGCCGCCCUCAAGAUCAUCGAGCUCGGCGGUACCAUCAUCGACGUCAUUGCCGACCUCAAGCUCAACCGCAAGGCCCUCAGCGACCUGACCUCCAGCUCCGAGUACAGCAGCCAGUUCAAGUACAUCGAGGGCGCCCGUCCCUGGAAGCACUGCGGCAACAUCGACGUUGCCCUUCCCUCAGCCACCCAGAACGAGGUCUCUGCCGACGAGGCCGAGGCUCUCAUCUCGCAGGGCGCCAAGUUCAUCGCCGAGGGCUCCAACAUGGGCUGCACCCAGGAGGCCAUCGACAUCUUCGAGGCGUCGAGAAAGGAGAAGAAGGGAUCCGCCAUCUGGUACGCACCCGGAAAGGCCGCCAACGCCGGUGGUGUCGCCGUGUCGGGUCUCGAGAUGGCACAGAACUCGCAGCGUCUGAAGUGGACCAGCGAGGAGGUCGACGAGAAGCUCAAGCAGAUCAUGAAGAACUGCUUCGAGAACGGUCUCGAGACGGCCAAGGACAACAUUGCUGGCUUCAAGAAGGUUGCCCAGGCCAUGCACGACCAGGGUGACUGGUGGUAA
Aureobasidium uvarum is the source of this 1260-nucleotide messenger RNA. NCBI's taxonomy places the organism in Eukaryota, Fungi, Ascomycota, Dothideomycetes, Dothideales, Saccotheciaceae. The record is from the annotation of a GenBank genome assembly.